UCCUCUCUUCAAAUCCCUCUCCUUCCUUCAUCUUCCUUCCUUCCUUCUCAAGCUCGCUUCUAUACCCUAACGCACGCUACUAUGGAAGUUCAAGCUGAGGCUGAUAACGUCGUCACAGCCGCCAAGGUCUCGUCGGCGGAUGAUGGCGCCGUCUCCGUUGCGGACGACGUUUUUGCUUGGUUGUUGAUGGGCGACGAUGGGUCCGGUGGUGAGCUGCUGAAUCUGUUGGAGGACGUGAAAGAUACGGUGGUGGAACCGGCGAGUACAGUGGGCGGAGUGAGGUUCAUCGACGACCCUUAUUCUUCGCUUUUGGUUUUUCAAUCCUCCUCGUCGUACAUCACCAUAAACGGCAAUGAGGAGAGUUGCGGAUCGUCGUUCUCCGAUUCGGGCACGUCUGUGAUGGCCAGCGUCGACACCAACGGGUUGAGGGGGAAGCUUGUGGGUUCGGUGGAAGAGCUGGGCAGGGAGAGAAGCGCGUCGGCUUCCCGCAAUGACACAACGCGUGAGGAGGGUUCGGUUAUCGAGUGGGAUGAUGAAGUUCUGGCGAGGUUCCUCGGGGAAGAAGAAGGAGGAGAAGAGGUUGGUUUCUCAGAAAAACGCUGAAAGUGAAAACACGACCUCAGGUUUUGUCGUCGUCUUCAUCUUCUUCGUCUUCUCAUUUUCAUUUUGUUGCAUUUUUUGAUCCUCUCGAAAAGGAAAAUGGCAAUGAGGAAAUAGGAAAUGAGUUGGUGGGUGUGCAUUUUGUGAAGAAGAGAGUGAACUGAGGGGUCUUGUUUUGACACUGUGAAUAGAAUAUACAGAAAAAACAACGGACGGAAGGAAAUCUGCUUGCCUUGUUUUGGAAAUUGCGUCUAGUUUCUGGGCUCGUCUUUUACCCUUUUCGGCUUUUCCCGUUUUCCCUCCCUCUUCAUUCAAUUUUCAACUUUCUAGCUAAAAAAUAUCAGGAACAAAUAUGAGCUUGACAAAUCAGAAAUAGCUUGGAGGAUCCAGACAUGCAGUGAGUAUAUUUUCUAUAUUAUUUUCACUUUUUUUUCCAGUCUAUGCGUGCGAAAUAUUGAAUAUUAUUAUUGAUUCAGA
This is a messenger RNA of Prosopis cineraria, 1077 nucleotides long. RefSeq lists its product as uncharacterized. The record is from RefSeq and is a predicted model, not a curated record. Lineage: Eukaryota; Viridiplantae; Streptophyta; Magnoliopsida; Fabales; Fabaceae. The transcript has a single exon. Bases 82 to 603 code for a protein of 173 amino acids.